UAUAUCCAUUACUUGAUCCUUCAAUUCCCCCCAACAAAAACACAAAUGUCUCAAAAUAAAAUCUUAAUUAAAAAGCCAAUGCUUGAAACAACAAAUUUCAAUCAAGAACAACCAUCAUCUACUAAAAGUAUUGUUAAUGAAGUAAUUAUAUCAGCAAUAGAUUGUGAUGCGGAAAUGACCCCUCCUCCAUUAAACGAUCUCUCACAAAUAAUUUAUUCUGUUUUGAUGCCUGUUGUUUGCCUUCUUGGUUAG
Meloidogyne enterolobii is the source of this 252-nucleotide messenger RNA. Lineage: Eukaryota; Metazoa; Nematoda; Chromadorea; Rhabditida; Meloidogynidae. The record is from the annotation of a GenBank genome assembly.